Oncorhynchus mykiss (rainbow trout) is the source of this 2362-nucleotide messenger RNA. RefSeq names its product prostaglandin reductase 3. NCBI's taxonomy places the organism in Eukaryota, Metazoa, Chordata, Actinopteri, Salmoniformes, Salmonidae. Gene Ontology annotation, cellular component: mitochondrion. The record is from RefSeq and is a predicted model, not a curated record. Gene Ontology annotation, molecular function: zinc ion binding; 15-oxoprostaglandin 13-reductase [NAD(P)+] activity.
CUCGAAAGGAGACACGCCGCUACAGUAGGAGUUUGGCUGCCGCUACAAGGUUGCGCCGUGCUAUAGCCUAGUGAUCAUCAAAGCAAACAUUGCAAAAGCACGUUAUUGCGUGUCGAUCUUCUGCGACAACAAAAAAAAACAGCGCGGCUAAUAUUGUUUUAAUCGCAUUGCAUCGGCGUGGCCUACCCUGCUACGUGAAGAAAGCCUAGCAUAGGCUAACGAUAAACAUAUUGAUAUCAACGCACAGCCAGUGCCCGUGAACUUUGUCACAUAGUCCCUCCCUGGUGCAAUGUCCACCUCUUUCUUGUUGAGAAACGGUAAGAGGGUGUUUUCGAUAAUCGGCGGUGUGUGCAGAGGAACCGAUGCACUUUCCAGAGUUAAUUUUAUAUCGCGUCGCUUCAUUGUAGAUUUGUCAUACUCCACGCACUUCAUGGAUUUUAAAGGUUCUUCGAUACCGAGCUCCAUGAAAAAGCUGGUCGUAACGAAGCUCAGCCAGAAUUUCAGAGACGCCGUUGCCUUACAAACUGUUCCAGUCCCGACACCUGGCGACGGGGACUUGCUUGUCAGAAAUCGAUUUGUUGGAAUCAAUGCCUCGGACAUCAACUACUCAGCAGGCCGCUAUGACCCUACGGUGAAGCCACCGUUUGACGCCGGGUUCGAGGGCAUUGGCGAGGUGGUCGGACUCGGCCUGAGUGCCAGCGCCCGUUACACCGUUGGCGACACAGUGGCCUACUUUGCUGAUGGGGCCUUUGCAGAGUACACGGUGAUACCCAUGAUCAAGACCGUACCCGUACCCGCGGUGAAGCCAGAGUUCCUCACCCUGCUGUUAAGCGGUGCCACGGCUUAUAUAGCCAUGAAGCGGCUUGGCGACCUAGUGAAGGGCGAGACAGUGCUGGUGACGGCCGCUGCCGGUGGCACGGGCCAGUUCGCCGUGCAGUUUGCCAAACAGGCCGGCUGCCACGUUGUGGGCACCUGCUCCUCCAAUGAGAAGGCUGGCUUCUUAAAGACCAUUGGCUGCGACAGGCCCAUCAACUACACGUCCGAGGACCUGAGCGCCACGCUGCGCAAAGAGUACCCACAAGGCCUGGACGUAGUCUACGAGUCCAUAGGCGGCAGAAUCUUUGACAUGGCGGUCAACAAUCUGGCCAAUAAGGGCAGGCUGAUCGUGAUCGGGUUCAUCUCAGGGUACCAAACGGCAUCAGGGGUCCCAACUGUUAAAGGAGGGACUCUGCCCGUGAAGCUGCUCCAGAAGUCAGCCAGCGUGAGGGGGUUCUUCCUACCUCACUUCCUGUCUGACUACAAGGAGGCGAUGGGAAGCAUGAUGCAGAUGUUUGCUAAAGGGAAGCUGGUGUGUGAAGUGGACUGUGGGGACAUGGCCCCCGAGGGCCGUUUUGUGGGGCUAGAGUCCGUCUUUAGGGCUGUGGACUACAUGUACGCUGGGAAAAAUGUUGGAAAGGUGGUGGUUGAGGUGACUCCACCCUCACUGGACAGCAAACUGUGAUUUGCCUUAAUGUGAAUGCACUGGAAUCCUCAAACAAAUCAAAUCAUAUGUAUGUAUAAUGAAAUGAACUAUGCAAGUACAUAUGUUGAAGGCAAAUUACCCAAACUGUGACAAUCUACAGUACUCUUGAGUUGAAUAUAUUUUUCACCUGAAUCUCUUUUGAUAUUACUAAAAUGUUGUUCUGUUCGAGACAGUUCCUUUAUGUUUUGAUGAUUGUACUGAAUAAAGCAAAGCCAAAUUCCCAAUGAACGGGGAUCAUACUGAAAAUUGCUGGUGUAACAGAAGGUUAUCUCAAGAAAAGAAUACUGUACCCCUCUAGUUCAAAUGCCUCCCUCAUUCUCAUGCUGUCACACACACACACACACUUGUUUAAUUGCUCUGUGCUCAAGACUAGAGCUAACUAAAAUUUGUAUUUACAGUAACUAGACCAGUGGCUGCAUUGACUGUCCACAGCUUAUGCUUGAUUACUGCACUUCAGACAAUGUACCAGCAUAUCAGCUGAACUUGUCCCUCUAUUUAACAGGAAACAAAGUAUCUGAGGACAAUAGUGCAUAAUGAUCACAUUUAGUGUUACCAGUUUAAACCUCUGUCAUACUUUUGGAAUAAAUGCCUAAGCAUGCCCAGAGCAAUUGACCCAUUUAGUCCCUCACACAUAUACACACACACACACACACACACAACAUAUUACACAUUCAUAUAAUUAAUACAUUAACUUAAAUCAACAGAAAAACAAUGUAUUGUAGAUGUACAGUAGUUUUUAAACAGCACAUUUUGAGAAGUAUUUGCAAUGUAUGAUGUGUAAUUAACAUUCAAAUAUCUAGAAUACAUUAUCUUACAUUCUUGAUUAAAAAAUGAAAUGUG